Messenger RNA from Cantharellus anzutake, 776 nucleotides. RefSeq lists its product as uncharacterized. Lineage: Eukaryota; Fungi; Basidiomycota; Agaricomycetes; Cantharellales; Hydnaceae. The coding region runs from base 167 to 592 and encodes 141 amino acids. The transcript is spliced from 2 exons. The record is from RefSeq and is a predicted model, not a curated record.
UUCUUUCGGCCCUCCCCCUGGUACUUCUUCUAGCUCUCCCGAUCUGCUCCCGUUCCCGAGGCCUUCUUCAGCACCCGCUCAAUGACCGUUCAGGAACAACCACUUAGCAAUCUCGCCAAUUCGGCACAACAUCGGUACGGCUAUAUGCGCAAAGCAGAGCACAGCUAUGCUUCGCCGGCGCCUAUACCCUUUCAUCCUGGCUUAUAUGAUAUUAUGCACAACGUGUUAUUGUACAAGUUUGUUACCCCUCACCAGCUGCAGCCGCAUGCAACGUAUCUCCGCCGGCCGCGCCACAUCCGCGUGCGGGAAGAGGGGAAGUUACAAUAUAUGCAUGUUCAAUGGCGAAGAGGAGGUGAUGACUCUAUGUGAGAAGCCAGCCGCCCAGGGCUCACAGUGUACGAUCGACCGCAAUACAGCGCAAUGCGGCGAGCGUAUUCCGGCUUACUCAUGGUGUUCGCCAGCAGCUGCUGCUCACUCAGUAGUACUCCACGGCUACCCAUGGGCUGAACCACAGGAGGACAAAAUGUUGUACGAAGCCGACCAACUGCCGCGCACAGGUCGGUCAUCCAAUACAUUGCCAGCAGCUGGCUAGUGCGAGCGCCCAAGAGAGGCUGGUCACCUGCUUACGAGCGCCCAAUGGUCAGGCGUGAUUCUGAUAUAUGUGGAUCAGCUUAGAGACCCUAGCACCUCAUGUCCGCCGGACAUGCCGUAUAUGUGCACCUCAUGCAUUUCAAUCUCCGUAAAAUCCACUGCGCUUUCCUAUCAUCCACAAUGCU